UAAAAAUCCUGGUUUGGUUGAAAUUAUAUGUAUAGUUAGUUUGACUGUCAGGAGGUUAAGUGAGUGGUAAAGAAUGGAUGUGAUUAAAUUUACUCUUUUGGUGUUUCUUUAUCACCAGAUGCUAUGGCAAGGAAACGUCUGGAGUGUUCUGGCACCUGAGGCAGACGAUCCCGUAGCUAACACCACCACCAAGGCGGCGCCUCAGGCGGACGAUCCUGCAUCUAACACCACCACCACCAAGGCGGCACCUCAGGCGGACGAUCCUGCAGCUAACACCACCACCACCACCAAGGCGGCGCCUCAGGCGGACGAUCCUGCAGCUAACACCACCCCCACCAAGGCGGCACCUCAGGCGGACGAUCCUGCAGCUAACACCACCACCACCAAGGCGGCGCCUCAGGCGGACGAUCCUUCAGCUAACACCACCACCACCACCACCAAGGCGGCGCCUCAGGCGGACGAUCCUUCAGCUAACACCACCACCACCAAGGCGGCGCCUCAGGCGGACGAUCCCGUAGCGAACGCCACCACCAAGGCGGCGCCUCAGGCGGACGAUCCCGUAGCGAACGCCACCACCAAGGCGGCGCCUCAGGCGGACGAUCCCGUAGCGAACACCACCACCAAGGCGGCGCCUCAGGCGGAUGAUCCCGUAGGGAACACCACCACCAAGGCGGCGCCUCAGGCGGACGAUCCUGCAGCUAACACCACCACCACCAAGUUGGCGCCUCAGGCGGACGAUCCUGCAGCUAACACCACCACCACCAAGAGGGUGCCUCAGGCGGAUGAUCCCGUAGCUAACACAACCACCAAGGCGGCGCCUCAGGCGGACGAUCCUGCAGCUAACACAACCACCAAGGCGGCGCCUCAGGCGGACGAUCCUGCAGCUAACACAACCACCACCAAGGCGGUGCCUCAGGCGGACUAUCCUGCAGCUAACACCACCACCACCAAGCGGUGCCUCAGGCGGACUAUCCUGCAGCUAACACCACCACCACCAAGGCGGUGCCUCAGGCGGACGAUCCCGCAGCUAACACCACCACCACCAAGGCGGCGCCUCAGGCGGACGAUCCUGCAGCUAACACAACCACCACCAAGGCGGCGCCUCAGGCGGACGAUCCUUCAGCUAACACCACCACCACCAAGGCGGCGCCUCAGGCGGACGAUCCUGCAGCUAACACCACCACCACCAAGGCGGUGCCUCAGGCGGACUAUCCUGCAGCUAACACCACCACCACCAAGGCGGUGCCUCAGGCGGACUAUCCUGCAGCUAACACCACCACCACCAAGGCGGUGCCUGAGGCGGACGAUCCCGCAGCUAACAGCACCACCACCAAGGCAGUUAACACCACGAGCUGGCUUCAAACGUUAUCUUGAGUACUGGUGUACUGGUUCCAGGGGCUGUCUAGUUGCAUUUUGUCACAUGUUUUACAAACCAAAUAAAGCUUUUAAGUGUCUCUUCAGCGUGAGUGCUAAAGCUUGUAGAGCUGCUUUAAUGUUAAUUAUUCCUGUGGUGGGCUGCUUAUUUUGCAGUUGACCACUUCUUGUACAUUGCGGUUACAAAUUCUGCCUAAAUGUUACUGUAGCUAUGGAAAGAAAGUGACUAUGUAUUUACCCAUUUAAA
Molecule: messenger RNA, 1621 nt
Organism: Carassius carassius (crucian carp)
Lineage: Eukaryota; Metazoa; Chordata; Actinopteri; Cypriniformes; Cyprinidae
Product: proteoglycan 4-like
Exons: 3
Coding region: 74-1534 (486 amino acids)
Source: RefSeq, a predicted model, not a curated record